AUGUGCCAUCUGCCAUAUGCUGGAGUUGAAACUUCUGGAGUUGAAGUGGCUGGAGCAAGUCGAACUACUGAAAUUCAUCAUGGUUCUUCUGGUGAAGGUGAUAACACUACAGCAAAUCACAAUAAUGAGAGUGGUAUUCUGCAAACCCUUGAAGCUUCCAACCAAAAUCAGAAUUUGAAUGCAGCUGAAGGCUUUGGUAACCUUCAGGAUACAUCAAUCAAAGGCAAAGCUUCUGUCCCUAAGAGAAGACAUGGUCAAACAAUGGGUAAGGGACUUAUGAAAGCAUUUGAUGCCUCUGGAAAGAAAUUGAAGAUAGACGUGGAUCCACUGACAGGUCGGCCCAAAAGUCGAGAGCAAUCUGCAAAGCUCUCAAGUCAAAUUGGUGUAGUAUCUCGAGAUGUCCUUAGAGUGCCAAGAAAAUGGAAAGAAAUGGCUGAAGAAAAAUUUUUGGAACCAGGCAUCGAUCAUAUAAAGAUUCAUAUGGAUGUUAACUUGGAUGCACCGGGUGUGAGGCACUGCUUGGUUGAUAGGAUGAAAUCUAGUUCUCGACAAGUUCGUCACAGGUUGCAUAAGCAUUACAAGAAGUAUGCAACCCUACAAGAGGCUAAGAAUAAUAAGCCACCAUUUUGUGCUAGUAAAGAAAAUUGGGACGAACUCUGUGAUUAUUUUGCAUCAGCUAAGUUCAAGCAUCAAAGUUCAAUUAACUCUAUGAAUCGACAAAUGUUAAGGACCCCGCAUAUAUCUGGCAGAACUCAUUUUUCUACACUUCAACAUGAAAUUGCUCAGAAGAAUGCUGCUAAUGGGGAUGCUAAUGGAGAUGCUAAUGGAGAUGCUAAUGGUGAUGCUGGUGAUGCUGAGGCAAAAGAAAAUUGGGAGUUGAUGGUAUCGAGGCGAGAAAAAUAUAUACCAGAAGGAGCUCAUAAGACGAAUCAAGAAAUUGUUCACGAGGUGCUUGGUCCAAGAUUUACUUAUCUGAAGGGACUUGGUUAUCAGACAAAUCAGUUAAACAAAGGCAUUUUUGCUCCAGCCAACCAAAGUCUUCAAAAGGAAAAAGAGCUUCAAGAAACUAGAGAAAAACUAAAAGCGUCAGAAUCACAAGUGAGUGAGCUCAAGGAAGAAGUUAGUGGCUUGAAGAACUUAUUGGGCCAACAAGGUGCAGAUAUUGAAAAGCUUAAGGCAUUCAUGGCUUCCAAAGAAAAUACUUGA
This is a messenger RNA of Striga hermonthica, 1206 nucleotides long. The record is from the annotation of a GenBank genome assembly. NCBI's taxonomy places the organism in Eukaryota, Viridiplantae, Streptophyta, Magnoliopsida, Lamiales, Orobanchaceae.